AUGAAAGCUCAAAAUGCGGUUCCGGAUGGUGGUUGGGGCUGGGUCAUCGUUUUCGGUUCAUUUCUUUUGCAUAUCGCAAUGGAUGGUUUUGUCUAUCCACUUGGCGUCGUUUCCGAGGCACUCGUUACGGAAUUCGCCUCAACAACAACGAUUUCCGCGUUGAUGUUGGCUCUUUUAACGGGGAUUACGUUAGGAGUCGGUCCCUUGGCCUCAGCUUUAACCACUCGAUUUGGAUGUCGACUCACCGUCAUCUCUGGCGCUUUUUUAGCAGCUUUAGGAAGUUUCCUCUCAGCAUUCGCUUCUUCAAUGUGGAUGAUCACAUUUUUCGUCGGUGUGCUUAUUGGGGUCGGCUGUGGUUUAAUCUAUUGCCCAGCUGUGCUCAUCGUGACGAUUUACUUUGAGAAAAAGCGUUCGUUAGCCACAGGGAUGAUGGCUUGUGGAGCUGGGGUGGGCACGAUUCUCUUUGGUCCAAUCGACGAUUUCGUCGUUCGAACCUACGGAUGGAGAGGCUUUUUCUUUAUGUUUUCAAUUCUUUUCAUCGCUUGCUCACUCGUCGGCGUCACUUUUCGUUCGUUUGAGAAAAAUCAAUUAAAAGAUGUAGAAAGCGAUGAAUUUUUACGAGAAUCUCCAGAAGUUAAAUCUAUUGAAGAAAGCCAACAAAACAACAAAGAUUUACUUAAAUCUUCAACAUUUUUACUCUACUUGAUCUCUUUUCUAAUGACAUGCAUUGGAUAUAAUUCACCGAUAUAUUUCUUGCCGAAGAGAGCACAAGAGGCUUUGGGACUCACGUCAAGUGAUGCGGCGUGGAUACUCUCCAUAUAUGGUGUCAACAAUACAAUCGGCCGUUUCGUUCUCGGUUGGAUCGGUGAUAAAGAGUUCACCUUUCUACCGUCAGAUAUUGGAAAGGAUAAGCCGAGAAAUCGUCUUUUCCUUUACAUUUGCUGUCUUACGUUAUGCGGUUUUCUUUGCAUUGGAGUUGGGUUCUUUCAAAGCUUUUUGACUUUAUGCAUUUUUGCUGGGAUUUUCGGAUUUUUGCUCGCAGCCGCUGUCUCAUUAGUAUCAGUGAUUCUCGUUGAUUUGGUGGGAAUCGAGAAGAUUGGAAGUGCUUUCGGAAUCGUUCUCGUUGCACAGGCAAUCGGAACUCUGAUCGGUCCACCAAUAGCCGGAUGGCUAUCGGAUUUGAGCGGUGAUUCUCUGUGGUCUUUCGUCUUUUCUGGUCUUAAUCUCACAUUUUCUGGCGUAAUUCUGCUUUUACGAUUUGCAAAUUUAAAAAACCUUUUAUUUAUAAGUGAACCCGCGAAU
Messenger RNA from Mesorhabditis belari, 1302 nucleotides. Lineage: Eukaryota; Metazoa; Nematoda; Chromadorea; Rhabditida; Rhabditidae. The record is from the annotation of a GenBank genome assembly.